AUGUCCGUGGAACUCUCACCGGUGGAUCGGCUCAAACAAUCGGCGGCCAUCCGAAAUCCGCUCGUCCGAAAUUUACUCUCCGAAUUCUUCGGAACUUUCAUGUUAUUGUUCAUCGGUCUGACCAUCGUCAUGCAAUUCAUCUUGACGCACGAGAAGCUCAACACGUGGAUCAACAUCAAUAUGGGAUGGGGUUUUGCUAUCACUUUUUGUGUCAUGAUGACGAGUCAGACGUCGGGUGGUCACCUCAACCCGGCGGUUUCCUUUCUGAUGGUCACUCUGGGAAAAUUGUCCGUUCCACACUUUUUCCUCUACUCAAUCGUGCAAACAGCUGGCGCUUUCAUUGGAGCUUUCCUUUCGUAUUUAGUCUACUAUGAUCAAUUCCAAAAGUUCUCGGGUGAUCGCCGGGUUUUGGUUGGUGCGCUAGGGUCGGCCGGAUGUUUCUGCUCGUUCCCUGGGACUCACGUCAGCAAUUUGACCGCCUUCUUUGAUCAGGUAGCCGGCACUGGACUCCUCUGCCUCUUCCUCUGUGUGAUCGUCGACAAAAGGAACAAGAUUCCCGACAUGCUGCACCCGAUCUGCUUUGGAUUGCUGUUGAUCAUGAUCGGCUGCUCGAUGGGCAUGAACUUGGGCUAUCCGAUCAACCCGGCAAGGGAUCUCGGCCCUCGACUCUUCGCCUAUUUCAUUUACGGAAAAGAAGUGUUCACUUACCACAACAACUACUUCUGGAUCCCGGUGGUGGCGCCGUUUUUCGGGGCGGUUCUCGGCGGAUGGUCGUAUCAUCUCUUCGUCGGCAUCCACAUUGAAGAUCCGGACAUUGAUGAGGAGAGACCCGUGCAACGGAUGAUUGAAGACGGCGAGAAAAGUGACCGCGCAGAGCACAAGAGACUCAUCAAAGGGGACAAUCAC
Molecule: messenger RNA, 906 nt
Organism: Mesorhabditis belari
Lineage: Eukaryota; Metazoa; Nematoda; Chromadorea; Rhabditida; Rhabditidae
Source: the annotation of a GenBank genome assembly